CUUCCCCCAGCGGGCGUGCAGUCUCAGCCGGUUCAGACUGGCCAGGGUGCCCCUGCAGACGAGAUCGAGGAGUGGGACCACCCCGGGAGUGACUUCCCGGGGUGGGGGUGGGGAAGGUGGAGCCGGCCGGGCGGGCUGCACUCCAUGUGUCCCGGGGGCAGAGGGCGGCGGCUGUAUAUUGCGCGCAGCGGGACCGGUCGCCCAGCGCAGGGCCGGGAUCAGCAGCCGGGGCCGGAGCUGCUCCAGCGGCCCCAGCCGAGUCCGUCACUCAGACCCGUCAGCGGCCCGCUGCACUGAUCUCACCUCACGAUGGGGUUUCAGAAGUCACCUGACGGAGGGUGGGGCUGGGUGAUAGUGGUUGUCUCCUUCUUCACCCAGUUCCUCUGUUACGGAUCCCCGUUAGCUGUCGGGGUCUUGUACGUGGAAUGGUUGGAUGCCUUUGGCGAAGGAAAAGGAAAAACAGCCUGGGUGGGAUCCCUCGCAAGCGGAGUCGGCUUGCUUGCAAGUCCUGUGUGCAGUCUCUUCGUCUCAUCUUUUGGAGCGAGACCCGUCACGAUCUUUAGUGGCUUCCUGGUGGCUGGAGGCCUGAUGCUGAGUAGCCUUGCCCCCAAUAUCUACUUCCUGUUUUUCUCCUACGGCAUCGUUGUAGGUCUCGGAUGUGGCUUACUAUACACGGCGACGGUGACCAUCACAUGCCAGUAUUUUGACAGCCGCCGCGGCCUCGCCCUUGGCCUGAUUUCAACAGGUUCGAGUGUGGGGCUAUUCAUCUACGCCGCUCUGCAGAGGAUGCUGAUUGAGUUCUAUGGCUUGGAUGGGUGCCUGCUCAUCGUGGGAGCUUUAGCUUUAAACAUUCUAGCCUGUGGUAGCCUCAUGAGGCCCUUACAAACCUCCGACUGUCCUUUUCCUGAAAAGAUAGCUCCGGAGAAUGUUCCAGACAGAUACUCCAUAUACAACGAGAAAGAGAAGAACCAAGAAGAAACUAUGACCUUCCAAGACAAGGGCUACAGUAACGAAGAUAAAUGCUUGCCCAAUGGUGACUGGGGAAGGGAGACUUCCCUUCCUAAAAACCCUACAGGCGCUGCGCACACCAAGGAGCCCGAGCCGUACAAAAAGAAGGUCGUGGAACAGACUAAUUUUUGCAAGCAACUUGCCAAGAGGAAAUGGCAGGUAUAUAGGAACUACUGCGGAGAGACCGCGUCUCUUUUUAAAAACAAAGUCUUCUCCGCGCUUUUCGUCGCCAUCUUGCUAUUUGACAUCGGAGGGUUUCCACCGUCGCUGCUCAUGGAGGACGUCGCGAGAAGUUACCACGUGCGGGAAGAAGAUCUUACCAUACCUCUCAUCUCCAUUUUCGGCAUCAUGACAGCCGUGGGCAAGCUUCUUUUAGGCAUCCUGGCUGACUUCAAGUGGGUCAACACCUUGUAUCUCUACGUAGCUACCCUGAUCAUCACUGGCCUGGCCUUGUGCGCAAUCCCUCUUGCCAAGAGUUACGUCACGCUGGCAAUCCUUUCUGGGAUCUUGGGUUUCCUUACUGGUAAUUGGUCCAUCUUCCCGUAUGUGACCACGAAGACUGUGGGGAUUGACAAAUUAGCCCACGCCUAUGGAAUACUCAUGUUCUUUGCUGGACUUGGGAACAGCCUCGGGCCACCCAUAGUUGGUUGGUUCUAUGACUGGACCCAGACCUAUGACAUCGCCUUUUAUUUCAGUGGCUUCUGUGUCCUGCUGGGGGGCUUCAUCCUGCUGUUAGCCAUCUUGCCCUGUUGGGGUAUGUGCAACCAAAGGCUCCCUAAGCCAGCAGCACCAACAACCUUUUUCUACAAAGUUGCCUCUAAUGUUUAGAGGGAUAUUAAAAGGCCUUAUUUUCUCUAUUUUUCUACUUUAUACCAUACAGCAAUAUUUGUAUGUAUGUAUGAAUAUAUGUAUGUAACAAAUUGUUAAGCAGGUUCUCAAGAGUCAUGAUCUUAUAGCAAAACGUCUCUGACUGACUCUGAGGGAGAACGUACUCUCGCACACCCUGUCUCUGUGUGCCGUGUGUAUAACCUCGAUCCCUUGUCUUCCCCUCGCCCCUGAGAAGCGGGACUGUUCCGUUUCACCAUUGUUCGUGAGUUCAGGAUCUAAGACCGUUGAUUAGCUUCACGCACUUUUCUCUGGGUGAAGUUUAAAGUCUCUGCUCUCCCUCUGAGUUCUCCAAGGUGCUCAGUGGGUUCUGUCUUAAACCGUGCACUCCUCAUGAUUGGACUUGUGUGAAGGAGUAACGACUGUCUCCUCGACGUCAGACCUGCAAGUCCAGAGAAGUCCGUUUCAUUUCCGGAAACGAAAGUGGUUGCAACAUCACUAAGAUGUCGAAGACCUCUUCAGGCAAGACACUUUAAAUCACAGCUGUCUGACGUCCGUUUUCUCUUUUACUGUGCUUGAUGAAGUACUGUGGGGCAAUUUGGUGUCCACUGCCUUCCAACUUGCUCAAUUCCUCCAGCAGCCCACCCGCAUGGCUGGCUCCUAGGACCUCGCUCCCGGGUGUCGAUCGGCAUCCGCUCCGCUGAGGUCUCCUAAGAGCUGCUGGUUUGCCGGGUUCCAGCUUGGAAAUACACCUUUGAACCAUUCCAUCUGGCAAAUGGGAAGCGCCUGUUUGCUUUGAGUGCCCUGAGAAAGGGUUGCAAGGCUCUCGCAUGUCUUCCAAAUGAAGCUCGUGGUGGUUUCUCUUGGGCUUUUCCCACUAUUGCAUUUCUAUCCGUGGAUGGUGCUAAACCAUGAUGCUCUCAGUCCAUAGAUGUAGGAAAGGACAGAGCAAAGAGAAAUUGCUACUCUCAUCCAACCUUAUCUAAUCCAAAGAACAAUGUUUGAGGGUGAAAAUGUUUAAUGAAUGGGCAUUUUUUUUCUCUAUAUAGAAAUGGGUUUCAACUUUGGUAUGCCUGAAACGUCUCCUGUAAAAACCUCAGUGCUUGGUACUACGCUGUUUUGUUUUGUUUCAUUUUUUGAAACAGGGUUUCUCUACAUAGCCUUAGCUAUCCAGAACUUGCUUUAUAGACCAGGCUGGCCUUGAACUCAGAGCCACCUGCCUCUGCCUCCCCAGGACCAUGAUUAAAGGCAGGAGCACCUUUCCUGGCUAGGUCUAUGUUUUGGAUUUUAAUUCUGCAUGUUGGUCCAAGCAUCUGGACUUUAACGAACUCUGCAAGGAUUCUGGUGACAGGGCCCGAGGACAGCUUUGGCAACAGUAAGCCUAGGCAGAAGCUCAGGGGAGCAGGGAGGGCAAGCAUACCAGGCAGGAAGCCCGGAGUUCAUAUUCCCAGCACCACAGGGAAAAAGAAAUAAAUCAGAUUGGCGGUAGACAACCAUUUUUUUCCCUCUCUUGAGCGAUAGGGGAAAAUAAAAGAUAAACCAUGCAGUCAGGUAUUAGAAAACAAACAGCCAAGGGUUCUUUAAGUAAUGGCUCCCUUUCCGUUGUGCCAAAAUUGUCCUCUCAUUUUUUUUUUUAAAUAUGUGAAAUUAUUUUCUACGUCACCGCCUUCCUUUGCAGGCGCCUGAAGCACUUUAUUACGCAUCCCCAAGAGCACCACCCGGAAGGCAAUAAGCAACUAUGUCCAGUGUCAUCAAAUACAAAGAUUUCAUAGCAUUGUCUUACAAUAAAUAAUGGAGCUCAAAGCACAUGGGACUUGUGUUCUGCACUCGGACUUCUGGAAAGUUCUUUGUACCUCAUUCUCCAGUCUAUCAAAGGCAGUAACUAGAACCUUACUCCAGCUCCAGGCGAUCCGACAACUUCUUCUGUCUCUCAUAGGCACCGGUAUUUUGGUCACACACACACACACACACACACACACACACACACACACACAAAUAAAAAUAAAAAAGAUAUCUUUAAAAUUUAGAGCUAUGAUUUUUUAAGCAAAAUAAAUAAAAAAGAAAUAAGCCUUCUACUCUUUUGUAU
This is a messenger RNA of Rattus norvegicus (Norway rat), 3919 nucleotides long. RefSeq names its product solute carrier family 16, member 9 (gene Slc16a9). The record is from RefSeq and is marked validated. Gene Ontology annotation, biological process: carnitine transmembrane transport; creatine transmembrane transport; transmembrane transport. The transcript is spliced from 6 exons. Bases 310 to 1836 code for a protein of 508 amino acids. Gene Ontology annotation, molecular function: creatine transmembrane transporter activity; transmembrane transporter activity; carnitine transmembrane transporter activity. Gene Ontology annotation, cellular component: plasma membrane. NCBI's taxonomy places the organism in Eukaryota, Metazoa, Chordata, Mammalia, Rodentia, Muridae.